AUGAGCUCUGCUUCAAAUCUUGAGGAGCUUUACUUAUGGAGAAAUAAUCUCAGUGGAAAUAUUCCUGACUCUAUCUCCAAUGUUUCUAAGCUCAGAAUCCUAUUAUUAGAAGAAAACUCGUUCUAUGGCCUUAUUCCAAAUACACUUGGCAAUUUAAGGUUCCUUGAGAAUUUGGGCCUUCGGUCGAAUGAUUUGACCACCAAAAUUUCAACUCAUGGGUGGAGCUUUCUCUGUUCCUUGGCAAAUUGCAGGUAUCUAAGAAUUUUGAACCUAUCAUUCAACCCAUUGAAUGGCAUUCUUCCAACUUCUAUCUCAAAUCUUUCCACAUCACUUCAAAAAUUAAAGGUCGUUGAUUGCAAAAUUAGAGGCAGCAUUCCCAUGGAAAUCGGUAGCUUAAGCAAUGCUAUAUUCUUAGACCUUUCUUCUAAUAAAUUGAGUGGACCUAUUCCAACAACAAUAGGAAGGCUACAAAAUCUCCAACUUUUGAAUCUUUCUGGAAAUAAGUUACAAGGCUCUAUCCCACACGAUCUUUGUGGUUUGAAGGGAUUGUACAAAUUAUCAUUGGGUGCUAAUGAGCUUGAUGGACCUUUACCAACAUGUUUGUGUUAUUUGACUUCUCUGAGACAUCUAUACUUGUUCUCCAACAAAUUGCAUUCGCAAAUACCUUUAACUUUUUGGAGCCUUAAAGAUAUCUUAGAAGUAGACUUAUCAUCAAACAAUCUUAGUGGUUCACUUCCACUUGAUAUUGGAAAUUUGAAGGUACUUAUCACUUUGGAUUUGUCAAGGAAUUUAUUAUCAAGUGAUAUUCCGUCCACAAUUGGAAGUCUCUAUGAUCUACAGGUUUUGAAUCUUUCUAGAAAUAGAUUACAAAGCGCUAUUCCAAAAUCAUUGGGUUACUUGAUGAGUUUGAAAAGCUUGGAUUUAUCUAACAACAAUCUCUCUGGAGUCAUUCCCAAGUCUUUGGAAAAACUUUAUGAUCUCAAUUAUUUUAAUGUGUCUUCCAAUAGAUUGGAAGGAGAAAUACCAAGUGGAGGGCCUUUUCUGAACUUCACAGCCAAAUCAUUCAUGAAAAAUUAUGCACUAUGUGGUUCACCAAGACUACAAGUCUCACCUUGCAAAAAUAAAAUCCAUCCAAAAUUCAAGAAGACCGCUCUUCAUGCUUUGAGGUAUGUUUUACCAACAUUUGCUUCAAUAAUAAUAGUUGUAGCUGUCAUAAUUGUCUACAAAAAAGGGCAGCGGGGGAAUACGAAUUUGGCAAUGGUUGAAGAUUUAAUUCCUCUCAAGAAAAGGAGAAGAAUUUCGUAUAACCAACUAUUGCAAGGAACUGGUGGAUUUAGUGGGAAUAACUUACUUGGUUCAGGAAGUUUGUGGCUCCUGUAUACAAAGGAUACUUUCAGAUGGAACAGAAAGUGCCAAUAA
Messenger RNA from Durio zibethinus, 1419 nucleotides. The record is from RefSeq and is a predicted model, not a curated record. NCBI's taxonomy places the organism in Eukaryota, Viridiplantae, Streptophyta, Magnoliopsida, Malvales, Malvaceae.